Messenger RNA from Pelobates cultripes (western spadefoot toad), 222 nucleotides. NCBI's taxonomy places the organism in Eukaryota, Metazoa, Chordata, Amphibia, Anura, Pelobatidae. The record is from the annotation of a GenBank genome assembly.
AUGGUACCUGUGCCAAGCAGCAAUGACAUCAACAAGGUGGAUGAAGAGUGGCGUUCUCCGAUGGAUAUCUUCAUAGGGGGAGCACAGCUGAUUGGGACCACGUGGUACGCCGUAAAUGGGGAACAGCGUCAAGGUGCUGAUAGUAAUCCUAAAAUGAUAUGUGGAGGUCAGUCAACGCGUUUCGUCUCUUCAGAGAGACUUUACUGCCGCAGCCUUUUGUGA